AGGUACCGCACUUGACCAAUGAAGAAGCCAUGUGGCAGAAAAUACACAAAAAAAAUAAAUAAAAUAAAAUAAUCUAGUUCUUGGAAGCUUAAUAAAAAUAUUAUAACAGAAGCAAUAAAUCUAAGCCAAUCAAAUUACGCACUACGGAUUGCUAAAGUUUGUUUAUUUAAAAUUUCUUACUCCAUCUUCUUCUUCUUUUUUAAAUUUCUUUUCCGCAAUAUAAAAAUUUUGGAGGAAGGUGUCGGAUCGUCCGUUGCCCCCGGCACAUGCCAAGGAUCGUUAACCGCUUCAAACGAGCCAAGUGAAACGCGAUGGGAAACGGUUUCGACCAGGGGAAUCGCUCGUGAAAGGAAAAUGCUUAUUAUAUUCUCCACUUAACUGGGAAUCGCGUUGAGGAGAUCUGUAUAAAAGAGAGAGGUGCGGGGAAGGUGCGUGUCUCGCCCAGUUCAUCGCCACGUUGUAGAAAAAUGACUGAAGAGGCUUCACAAAAACGGGCAGUCCCACGGCUAAAUGAAAGGAUUCUUUCAUCCCUGUCUCGAAGAUCUGUAGCUGCACAUCCUUGGCAUGAUCUUGAGAUAGGUCCUGGAGCUCCCUCUGUUUUCAAUGUUGUUGUGGAGAUAACAAAAGGAAGUAAAGUCAAAUAUGAGCUUGACAAGAAAACUGGCCUGAUCAAGGUUGACAGGAUUCUGUACUCGUCAGUGGUCUAUCCUCACAACUAUGGUUUCAUACCACGAACACUCUGUGAAGAUGGUGACCCUAUGGAUGUUUUGGUCCUGAUGCAGGAACCAGUCGUUCCCGGUUGUUUUCUUCGUGCAAGGGCCAUAGGCCUUAUGCCUAUGAUUGAUCAGGGUGAGAAAGAUGAUAAGAUAAUUGCAGUCUGUGCUGAUGAUCCGGAAUACCGCCACUACAACAACCUUAACGAGCUCUCUCCUCACCGACUUGCUGAAAUUCGUCGCUUCUUUGAGGACUACAAAAAGAACGAGAACAAAGAGGUUGCUGUCAAUGAGUUCUUGCCUGCGAUCACUGCCCAGGAAGCUAUUCAGCUCUCCAUGGAUCUGUAUGCGGACUAUAUCUUGCACAAUCUCAGGCGCUAGACUGGGUCGGUUCUUUGAUAACUGAGACUUUGGAAGGCUAAUUAAUACUUCUGCUCAGUUUACCUUGAUUUUGAACUAUUUUGAUUUUUGCUGUAUCAGAUAUGUGUAGUAUUAUCCAAAUUCUAGCUUCCUUCUGAAACUGUUGUCAGAUCAUGGAAGCUCGUGUUUUUCAUAUUUAAGUACUGAUCUAUUGAAUGCAGUUUGCAUUGGCUCUUUUAAAACGAGUUUCCUCACGAAAGAUCUACUGUGGACCAGAUGUUUUAUUUUCCUUGUAAUAUUGAUAUGGCAAAGCGAGGAUUCUUCUGUG
Messenger RNA from Ananas comosus (pineapple), 1401 nucleotides. RefSeq names its product soluble inorganic pyrophosphatase 1. NCBI's taxonomy places the organism in Eukaryota, Viridiplantae, Streptophyta, Magnoliopsida, Poales, Bromeliaceae. The record is from RefSeq and is a predicted model, not a curated record. Gene Ontology annotation, cellular component: cytoplasm. The transcript has 9 exons. Gene Ontology annotation, biological process: phosphate-containing compound metabolic process. Bases 468 to 1094 code for a protein of 208 amino acids. Gene Ontology annotation, molecular function: inorganic diphosphate phosphatase activity; magnesium ion binding.